AUGGACUUCAAAUUUUUAGUAUUUGUAUUGCUUCUGUCAAACUCUGUAGCGGCUUUUUACAAAUCGACGAAUCGUUCGCUGAAAGACGUGAAUGGAGGGACAGAUUGUGCAGCUUGUACAAUAAUAGUGAGUUUAAUAGAUCAGUUGUCAUUGGUAUAUUCAGAGAGUAUCGACCAGGCUAUGCAAAGACUGUGUGGGUAUCUUCCAGAUCAGUACAACACAGUGUGUAAAGAAUUCAUCUAUGUAGCAGGACCCAUUAUAGUAGAUCUAUUGGCAAAUGGCGAAAGUCCUGAUGCUGUUUGCCACGCACUGACAUUCUGCACAACAGACCCGCCAAACCCACCGUGUAAACUGUAUCCCCAACCCCGAGGGGGACUGGAAGCCGGCAUCAAACGAAGCAAACUCCGAGCGAUGAAAUAUACCAGUAACCUAAGGGAACUAUUGGUGAACUCUGACAUUUGUAACAUGUUACCCGGAUUGAAACAAAUAUGUGAAAUGAUUGAAGGUAAGCUAAAUAAUCACGAACCAGUGCUGGAUAUCGACAAAGACGGAUUCAGUAUAAUAGACAGUCUCCGAGGUUCAUCGUGGCGCGGUAAAGAUUGCGAUGACAGUCGUGCUGCAGUACACCCCGGUGCAAGACCAGUUGACUGGGAUAGAUAUGAAGACUCCAAUUGUAACGGCAUUUAUGGUGUCGAUCCUGUCAGUGGGAAACCAUAUGAACAAUUAUUCUGCGGUGACUCCAAACCAAUGGGCGUAGGUCUUUUGGGAGAUUCAGCCGGUGCACACUUCCAUAUUCCUGCUGAAUGGGUUACUCCAACCGUCAUGGGCUUAGACAUGUUCGCAAAUAUCACAUUUGUAGCCGGCAAUGAGCUGGAUUGGCCGUCCAUGUCAGGAACUACCGGUUAUCAGAAUUUGACCUGGCCAACAGUCCAUGGGUGGACUGAUUCCGCGUAUUUGCGAUUACGUCAGCGAAAUCUGUGCAACCACCGGGAUUAUCAGAACAUAGCUGUUAACGGCGGGGAUUCUGGUAAUACUAAUGACAAUGCAAAAAGUUUAUCUCGUAAUCAAACAUCGGAUUAUCCAAUGAUUCUUUUUUAUUCGUUGAUCGGAAAUGACGUAUGUAACGGUCACCCGGACACCAUAGAGCACAUGACAACGCCCGAAGUCAUGAAAGCCAAUGUCAUCGACACAUUAGCUUACCUGGACACCGUAUUGCCAGCUGGGAGCGCUCUUAUAAUGACCGGAUUGGCUGAUGGGAGAGUCCUGUGGAAAUACAUGAACAGUAGAUACCACCCCCUGGGCGAAUUGCGUGGUGACGUCACCUAUGCUGACUUAUAUGCCUACCUGAUGUGUUUACAAGUCUCGCCAUGUAAUGGCUGGAUGUCGUCCAAUGAGACGCUGCGUAAUUUCACGUCAGAGAGGGCGGCAGCUCUGAGUAAAGUUUUGCAAGAUCUGGCAUCAACGAGAACUUAUAAAAACUACAAAAUACAUUAUAUGGACUUUGCCUUGCACACAGUAAUCGACGAAUGGGUCGCCCAAGGUGGGAAACCAUGGGACUUGAUCGAACCAGUGGACGGGUUCCACCCCUCACAGAUUUCGCAAGCGUUAACAGCAGCAUAUACUUGGACUCACCUGAUGCAGAAUUUCCCGGAAGUACUUGGAAAAGAAAACCCACAUAAUGAACAAAUAAGACAACUAUUUGGAGACCAAGGCGGUCAUUGA
Molecule: messenger RNA, 1722 nt
Organism: Saccoglossus kowalevskii
Lineage: Eukaryota; Metazoa; Hemichordata; Enteropneusta; Harrimaniidae
Product: acyloxyacyl hydrolase-like
Biological process (GO): lipopolysaccharide catabolic process; negative regulation of inflammatory response
Molecular function (GO): calcium ion binding; acyloxyacyl hydrolase activity
Source: RefSeq, a predicted model, not a curated record